GCUUUCAUUCCACACUGCAUCACGAACAGAGGAGUGUAUCGUUAAACUUUUUACAUUAUUCACCUGUGAACAUAUUCCGAUGAAAAGUUUUCAAAUAUAUGUAAAUGUUUUGAAAAGUGCAUUUUAAAAAACGUGUCAUAGAUGUCAUCCGAACGAAAUUAAUUAUCAUUGUGAGAUGAUCGCUUACUCAAUUCAAUAUUAUCUAAUCUUGCAGUACACGCUAUGUAAUGUGAAAACAACAAUUUGUUUCAACUUUCGUAAUACUUAUUGCGUUCCAUCGAUACAGAGAAUACAUUUUGGUAUUCAAAUAUUAUCGCAUUUUAAUAUUUGAAGUAAUACUGUUACGUUAAAUUUUAUGUUUUAAGAAUUAAGUAUUAAGAAAACUUAUACUAACUAAAGUAGUUAGAUCCUCUUCAUUGAAUACUGGUUUUUCGGGUUCUAAGGAAAUCUCUUCUUCAUCUUCGAGUGACUCUGGAAUACAGGUGCAGUUAAUUAUUAAUAAAAUUUGACACGAUGUCAACAUUAUCGGAAGAAAAAAUAUUUAUUGGUCCGUUUAUUCAUACCAACGAACAGGGACAAUUGAUUAUCGUCGAUGACGGUGUGAUCUAUGUUAAGGAUGGAAAGGUUAAUAAGAUAGUAAUAAAUCCAUUGAAUAAAUUAAAAAACACACAAUGUGACAAUGUGACUGUCCUUAGCAAAAAUCAAUUUCUAAUACCAGGAUUUAUUGACUGCCAUAUUCAUGCUGCUCAACUUCCUAAUAUUGGAAUUGGGUAUGAUAAAGAGCUUUUAGAAUGGCUUGAAACUUAUACUUUUCCAUUAGAAAAGAAAUAUAGAAAUGAAGAUUUUGCUAGACGGGUAUUUCAGACAGUUGUGAAGCAAACUGUAAUGCAAGGUACAACAACAGCAUGUUAUUUUGCAUCACUUUAUACAAAAGCAUCUGUAAUACUUGGACAAGAAGCUGGAAAAGUAGGACAACGCGCUCUUAUUGGAAAAAUAAGCAUGAAUGAAAAUUCUGAUGAUGGAUAUUAUGAAAAUACUGAAGAAUCUAUUAUAAAUAUUAACAAAUUUAUAGAGGAAAUUAAUGAAUUAAAUAAUCCUCUUAUUAAACCAGUCAUAACACCAAGAUUUGCAUUAAGUUGUGACAUGACAUUGAUGAAACAGUUAGGAAAACUGGCAAAAGAAAAAGGUCUUCAUGUACAGAGCCACGUAUCUGAAAACUUAAAUGAAAUAAAAGCAGUAAAAAAUAAGUUUCCUGAAUGUUCUUCAUAUUCAGCUGUUUAUGAUGCAGCUGGACUUCUAACUGAUAAGACAGUGUUAGCCCAUGGAAUAUACCUCUCAGAUGAUGAAAUAGCAUUGUUAAAAGAACGCGGUACAGCAGUUAUUCAUUGUCCCUCAUCAAAUACUUGUUUGAAAAGUGGCCUUUGUAAUGUUCAAAAUUUAAAAAGUAAAGGAAUAAAAGUUGGUCUUGGCAGUGACGUUGCAGGAGGACAAAGUUGUAGUAUUUUAGAAACAAUGAGGUUAGCCUUGCACUUAUCAAACCAUUUUUACCUUACUAAGAACAACUAUAAGGCACUUAAUUAUACAGAUGUAUUUCAUAUGGCCACAUUAGGAGGUGCAACUGCUCUUGCAAUGCAAAAUGAGAUAGGCAAUUUUGAGGUAGGUAAACAAUUCGAUGCUUUAAUUGUAGAUACUGGUACUGGACUUUUAAAUGAUUUACAAGACAAUACCUUAAUAGAAAAAUUUCAAAAAUUUAUAUAUUCCGGUGAUGAUCGUAAUAUAAUCGAAGUUUAUAUAGAUGGAUGUAAAGUUAAAUAAAAAUAAUAUACAUUCAAUGCA
Molecule: messenger RNA, 1836 nt
Organism: Osmia bicornis bicornis
Lineage: Eukaryota; Metazoa; Arthropoda; Insecta; Hymenoptera; Megachilidae
Gene: DhpD
Product: guanine deaminase
Exons: 9
Coding region: 514-1815 (433 amino acids)
Biological process (GO): guanine catabolic process
Cellular component (GO): cytosol
Molecular function (GO): guanine deaminase activity; zinc ion binding
Source: RefSeq, a predicted model, not a curated record